AUGGCGGAUAAAAUCCAAGAUACCCUCUCGAAUGAAGAACCAGAAACCCCAGCCUGUUUGGAUAUUCCUUCCUUCCCAACGGAAGAUAUACAGUUCAUCGAAUCUAGGGCACCACUCAUAGUCGGAGGAAGCAUGUGGGACACUCAUGGGUUCCUCGAGUAUGUUCUUGAUCGAAGAAAAAGCCCCGGUGAUAUCACAAAGAAACUAGGCUACGGAUUUUUGGUUAGUCAUUUACUUGUCACAAAGAAUAUUCUCAUGAAACCAGGGAUCCGACCAGGACAAAAAGCCUGCCACAUGAAGCAGAAACCCUCUGGUUAUGACAAGCAGAAAGCUUUGGAGCUGAAUAUUCCUUUAGAAGUGGUUAAAUCCAAACGAAAGUCAAGGACACCGAAAGGAUCAGAAGAUGACCAACCAAAGCCGAAAAGACAAAAGAAAGAGAAACGCUCCUCUCGGAUUAAGUCAAAAGAAGAAGGACAUUUUCGCUCUCCUGUGAGACCGAAGCUUGGUGCAUCUUCUUCCCCGAAUGUAGACAAAACACCGAGAGAAGCAUCCUCUCAGGUGGAAGAACACACGAGAGACGCACUUUUCCGGGGGGAAGGUCAGACGAAAGAAUCUUCUCCUGCAAAACCCUCUGAUCAACAGGCACCAAAUCUUGGCCAAAAAAAGACGAAAGAAUUGGCUGCUAAAUUGGAUGAAAUCUCGUCUCUUCCACAAGAACCUACUAAUGCAGAACAGGCAACGACAAAUCUGACACAAGAACCUGUAUUGGUAGAUGAGACAGCCAAUGAACCAAUUGACACUGAUGAAGAAGACGAAGACAGAGAUGAUGAUGUCGAGGAUGUAGACGACGAGAACGGUGACAAUGAUGAUGACAAUAAUGAUGAUGACAAUAAUGAUGAUGACAAUGAUAGUAACAAUGGAGCAAAUCUAAUGUAUGACAGUCCAUCUCCUCUCUUGGUAGGUCCUGCUUAUGACACUGUUCCCGAAAGAUCUCCAGCUCAGAAAUCACCGUCCGAAAGUGAUGGCACAAGGGAAGCAUCACACCAAGAUGAAGACGUUUCAACUACUCAGCCUGAAGAUCUGUCUCGAGCUCUCGUUCCACAUGUUCGGCCCAUGAACGAAACUCCAAUAAAACGAGAGGAAGCAGUUGUACAUGAGGAUAAACUGGAAGCCUCCCCAAUUCUUCUAAGUUCGAGCAGUGGUGGCAAAAAGGAUGCCCACUUCAAGGAGACCAAGUUGAAACCCCACAAACAAAUAUUGAAGAAGACUCCCUCCUCUCCCCAACGUUCCUCCUACCACAUGUGCGAUGAUGCCAAAAAGGGGGAAAAGAGACAUCAUGAAGAUGAUAGGGAUGACGAUCAUCCGAGGGAGAACACGAGAGAACGAUCUCCAUCACCAAGAAAAGAUGAGCGAAGAAGUACAAAUCCUCUAUCCAGAUCUCGUGGUCACCAUCCUUCUCAGUCGAGACAUUAUUCAAAACGUGGCCAUUCUCAAUCCAGAUCACAGUCUCUCAAGCCUCGUCAAUCUUAUGGCUCUGAAUCAAAAUUUGUAUUUGCCGGGCUCUCCAAGAGAGAAAAGGCAAGCCGAAGGCAGAAGUUCAUGAGGGACAGAAAAAUAACUAUGGAUGGAGUCAGUGACUUUGUUGAAUACAAACCUUAUGAAGAAGGUAGUGGAAAACGUUUUGAGGGUUGCAAUGUCCCUACCUGGCUGAAGACAAGGGACAACCACACCAGACAAGAUCACAUAAGCACCCAAAACGAAAGAAUAAAGAGUCAAAAUAGAGAACUAUGGGAGAAACAUGAAGAAGAAGCCCGGAUAAGAGCAUGA
Messenger RNA from Ipomoea nil (Japanese morning glory), 1827 nucleotides. RefSeq lists its product as uncharacterized. The transcript has 6 exons. The record is from RefSeq and is a predicted model, not a curated record. Bases 1 to 1827 code for a protein of 608 amino acids. Lineage: Eukaryota; Viridiplantae; Streptophyta; Magnoliopsida; Solanales; Convolvulaceae.